Molecule: messenger RNA, 805 nt
Organism: Hermetia illucens (black soldier fly)
Lineage: Eukaryota; Metazoa; Arthropoda; Insecta; Diptera; Stratiomyidae
Exons: 2
Coding region: 254-733 (159 amino acids)
Source: RefSeq, a predicted model, not a curated record
UAUUACUCUUUAUAAUUAUCAUGAGUGGAGUUUUAAUCCAUUAACAGUAAAAAAUUUGGCAAUCGGCGAUUAAAAGAAUAACAUUAUGGAAAAAAGUCUUUUCAAAUUAAGCCCCUCAAUAUAAAGUAGAGGAUUAACUCUCCUUGGAAAUAUGGAAAAGGUUAAAAUAUAAAAGAGGGCGAUUGGAUUACUGGAUCAGUGUGUGUUCUUGUUUUCAAAGAUCUGUGCAUACCUGCGUUUAGUCAGCUCGGAGAUGAAGUUACAAAACUUUUAUUAUUUAAAUGGAAAAGAAACGAAUUACUCCAUUCUCCUGAAAGAGUUGAAAUCAGCAGAGCCACAUCUUCCCCCUGAGCACAAUAAUUUGUUUAAUAUUGUCAUUGAUAGUGAGCCUGGAAUAAGUGAAACCAGUUCGACUGUAUCUAGUUUAAACGAUUUGAGUUCCGAUUCCUCAACUUUAAGUGAUUGCGAGGACAAUAGUUUUGAUUUCGGAAUUUGGGGGUCACAAGCCUCGACUUUGAGCGAGGUGUAUACGUCGGCUUUAACGGUAAGCAAUUCAGAGGAAAACAAUUCACGGUUGACAAUUGGGGAUACGAUACCACUUGUUCAUUCAGAAGAAAAGAUUACAUGGGAUUUUGGAAACUAUCAUGUACAGGGGGAAGAUCUCAAUGUUCUUAUAUCACACUUUCACAAAUCUAAACAAGUAUUAGAAGAACAUUCUUAUUGUAAGCGGUAGCAUUGAUUUGAUUUUGCUUAAUCCGCAUUAAUUUAUGCACAUCUAGUCAAUAAAUCUGUUAAGCCACUUAAA